AUGCAUACAAUUCUCUUCAUCGCCAGCUGCCUCGCAGCGUCGACUGUCUCCGCUGCCCCCGUCUUUAGCAACCUGUACGACUUCUCAGACGAUGUCGCCGAAUACCUCGGCCGCGUGAGCAGGCAUAUCUCGCGAGUUGAAGACGUCUUUGACAACUCGCUCUCCUGCGAUCCAUCCACAAUCACCCUCCCUUCCUUCGCAUCAGGCCUUCCAGCCCCCACAGACGGCCAUCGCCCACUGUAUGUGGCUCUCGGCCGCGGCACCCAGAACUACACCUGUGCAACCUCAACCUCAGACUCCGAACCCGUCGCCGUCGGCGCCGUCGCCCGCCUCUACAACGCCACCUGCUACGCCGCAAACUUCCCCGACAUGAUCGAGCUCCUCCCCGCAAUCGCCUACCGAAUGCGUCUCCCCAAUGUCGAAUCCGCCCCCAUGGCCCCCGCAAACAUCAACCUGAUCGGCCACCACUUCUUCGAGGGCAAAGUUCCCGUCUUCAACCUUGACACGACGCCGCAACGACAGCUCGGGAUCGCGAAAGUGAAGAAGGACGCGGAUCUCCCGGCUCCCGACACGGCGAUUCAGGGUGCGGAUGGCGCCGUUGCGUGGUUGUAUCUUAGUGCGACGAAUGGGACCAUUGGACGAUUUACGGGUGUUUAUCGUGUUGAUACCGCCGGUGGCAGUCCGCCUAAGACCUGUGAGGGGUUGAAGGAGCAGUUUACGGUUGAGUAUGCGGCGAAUUAUUAUAUUUAUGGGCAAUAG
Molecule: messenger RNA, 759 nt
Organism: Aspergillus calidoustus
Lineage: Eukaryota; Fungi; Ascomycota; Eurotiomycetes; Eurotiales; Aspergillaceae
Source: the annotation of a GenBank genome assembly